This is a messenger RNA of Magnolia sinica, 1437 nucleotides long. Its product is annotated as PTI1-like tyrosine-protein kinase 2. The transcript is spliced from 2 exons. The coding region runs from base 1 to 1152 and encodes 383 amino acids. The record is from RefSeq and is a predicted model, not a curated record. Gene Ontology annotation, molecular function: protein kinase activity; nucleic acid binding; ATP binding. Gene Ontology annotation, biological process: protein phosphorylation. NCBI's taxonomy places the organism in Eukaryota, Viridiplantae, Streptophyta, Magnoliopsida, Magnoliales, Magnoliaceae.
AUGAUCAAGGGCCAAGCUGUGACUGACUUCAUAGCAGAGUUCACUACCUUGAAUGGCAAUAUCAAAGCAGAAGAAGCCUUAGCGGCCACACCAGUUCUAUCACCUGCCAAAGAUCUAGAGUCGGAAAGGAGGUGGAUCCUUUAUGUUGAUAGGUCUUCAAAUGCCAUGCGAGCUGGGGCGGGAAUUGUCCUAGUCACACCUGACGCUACAACUAUCCAGUAUGCCAUCAGGCUCAGCUUUAGGGCCUCCAAUAACGAAGCAGAAUAUGAAUCUCUGUUAGAAGGACUCAGGCUGGCUGCGAGUUUGGGGGUUCAGUCCCUUGAAGUACGAUGUGAUUCUCAACUUGUGGUGAACUAUAUCUCCACCGAGUACGAAGCCAAAGAAACCAGGAUGGUAACUUAUUUAGUCGAAGCUCGAAAAUUGAUCAAAAGUUUGAUUAUAACUCUUCAUCCUAAGAGUGGUUCCCAUGGUGGCGUUUCGAAGUUGGACUGGGAGACUCGAAUGAGAAUAGCUCUGGAAGCAGCCAGAGGUCUGGAAUACCUACAUGAAUAUGUCAGCCCCCCAGUGAUUCACAGAGAUUUCAAGAGCAGCAACAUCCUCUUGGACAAGAACUUCCAUGCCAAAGUUUCAGAUUUUGGCUUGGCCAAGCUUGGAUCUGAGAAAGCUGGAGGGCAUGUCUCCACCCGUGUAUUGGGCACCCAGGGAUACGUCGCUCCCGAAUAUGUGUUAACUGGACAUUUGACCACCAAAUCAGAUGUAUGCAGCUAUGGGGUUGUGCUCUUGGAGCUGCUCACAGGCAGGGUUCCGGUUGACAUGAAGAGGGCUCCUGGGGAAGGCGUUCUUGUAUCAUGGGCAUUGCCUCGGCUCACGGAUAGAGAAAAGGUUGUACAGAUCAUGGAUCCAUCAUUGGAAGGUCAGUAUUCGAUGAAGGAGGUUAUUCAGGUGGCAGCCAUUGCAGCAAUGUGCGUACAAGCGGAAGCAGAUUACAGGCCUCUAAUGGCAGACGUGGUGCAGUCACUGGUCGAUCUCGUGAAGCAUCGCAAGCCAACAUCAAAGGUAGGCAGCUGUUCUAGCUUUCAUACCACCAGGUCUCCUACAACUCCUACAGCCAGGUCUCCUACAGCUUCUGAAUGUGGGAAUGCAGGAUUUUGAAAUUCCAAGUUCUAUAACAUCAAAGACCUUGCUGUUUUCUCUAUCUAGAGGUAGUCUACCAUGGGCUGGGAUUGUGCUUGGGAGAGAAAUCCUUAGCUCUUUCUCCAGUAGCUUAUUUUGGUUUUAGCUUUGAUUAUUUUGGUUUAAUGGGUAGAAAGUUCACUAUUUCUCAAAAUUAAGCUUUGAUUGUAGGACUAACAACUACACUAUUUCUCCUAGUUAAGCUUGAUUGUAGGAAGCACUUGUUGAAGUGUCCGUUGGCCUCUGGCCAGCGUUUGCAUUGCA